Molecule: messenger RNA, 2514 nt
Organism: Ooceraea biroi (clonal raider ant)
Lineage: Eukaryota; Metazoa; Arthropoda; Insecta; Hymenoptera; Formicidae
Product: zinc finger protein 699
Biological process (GO): regulation of transcription by RNA polymerase II
Cellular component (GO): nucleus
Molecular function (GO): RNA polymerase II cis-regulatory region sequence-specific DNA binding; DNA-binding transcription activator activity, RNA polymerase II-specific
Source: RefSeq, a predicted model, not a curated record
UCUCCCGCGGUUCGCGCGACGCGCAGGUUCACAUAACCUAUUUCCUAUAGCAGUUUCUCAUCUACAUCGCCCGUGAAUUUACAAUCUUACAUCCCGUUUCUGCGCGUCAACUGCGGCGAGAUUGAAGUUUUGCUUUUAGGUUAUAUGCUAUUUAUACAACAUAAUCCUGUGCUAAUGAGUUAGUAUUGUGUUAUCGUACGUGCGCGCGAGUCCUCGUCGUAGUAUGAUGAUAACCUGCGCGGCCAGCGGCUGUCCCUCCACUCAGACCACGAAGAUAGACGGCAAUCUAAUCUCGUUUUUUGCGUUUCCAGAGGACGAUCUGAGGAAGAAUCAAUGGCUUCACAAUUGCAAUUUGGCGUCGGGUAUCGUUAGCGAAAGGGAAUCUUGUGGGUUACACUUGUGCGAGCUGCACUUUGAAAAAGUAAACUUUACCGCGUCCCGAGACUUGAAGUCAAACGCCGUUCCUACCCUGUUCGGUAGAAUAGAAGAGCCUCCAAAGAAGCGUAAACUCGAGAAUGUAGUGCAAACUGUACCAGCAAAGGCACCACCGUUCAAGCAGAAAAAGAUAGACGAACACUCGCAUACCUUAGUGACGCCACCACAGAGCCCAUUUAUGCAACUCACAGAUAAUGCUGAAGAUCCGACUAGUGGAAUUAAAGAUGUAUCCGUCGAUCAUGCGGUAGCUAUGAACGGUUCUAUGACGUCGAGUUCCAUAACGAGUCUUCAGAUGCAUACGAAGACGUAUCGUCUGAUGAUACAGAUCGACAAGAUGCGAAGCAAACCGGGCCCAAAGUGCAAGAAGCUAGUGCCUUUGAUAAUGCUCAAUAACGACGCGAAGCACCUCACGAUGAACAUGCACGAGAUCGUGAGGAAGGAUCAGCCACCUUUGCAGAAACUGGUUAAGAGGGCCUGUGCCAAGGGUAGUUGUAGACUGAAGGAAUGUAUAUUUGGUUCGCGACCGGCGCUCCAAUGCGAACUAUGUGAUAAAUAUUACGUUACGAAGAGAAAGGAGGACAAGAGCUACUCUUGCUCGAUAUGUUCCAAGACUUUCCUGAAUUCGCAGUUGUUAUACGUCCACGUUAGGAAGCACUUUAUCUGCGACAUAUGCCAGACGGAGUGUAGCUCGCAGAUGACGUACGACAAGCACGUGAGGUUGCACGUUAGCACUGAUCCGUUGUAUCCGUACAAGUGUCACCAGUGUGCCAAGAUAUUCGAUCUGAAGGAGAGCGUCAAGCAGCACUGCUCGACGGAGCACCCGAAAAUCAAGCUUCAAACCACCACUGUUCAAAUUACUCCCUCUUCUGUAGCUACCAAGGUCCGCCAACAGAGCGAGUAUCGAUGCGUCAACUGUAACAUCAGUUUCCAGCACGACCAAAGCUACAGGAAUCACAUGAGCGCUCACAAGAGGAAAGAAAGCUUGAGAUGUAACAUCGGCGAGACGAAUAACAUAAUCCCAGUGCCGAAUCCGUUAACUGGCAGCCAGAUAGGCAUACUGCAAGCGGUGAAGUUCAGCUGUCGGGUGUGCUCGAAGGAAUUCGACAACGUCGGGGAAGUCGACGUGCACACGAGGACCCACCUGGAGGACGCCGAGGAAGGCCUCAACUGCAAAAUCUGCAAGCAAUCGUUCAAGACCAACGCGGCAUUCAGCGAGCACCUGAAGCAUCACCUGUCGCGCGCGCAUCCUUGUCCAAUCUGUUCAAAAGCCUUCAUUAACGGAACCACAUUACAGAUACACCUAAAAACGCACCCCGAGUCGUAGGUCCCCGCGAUAGAUCGUACGUUUUUACUUUGGCCCUUGCGAUGGACGUUCUGUUAUUUUUUUCAAGAAACUCGUGUGAAAUACAAUGUUCGAGUAAGUGUUACCGAGUCUUGUAUAGCCGGUACGGUCGGUAUCUCAAUCAAACAUAAGCCUGUGUAUAUUAUGUAGAAAAUCGUAUGCCACUUUUAUAGCCACGAUGGUAAACGAGUGACAGUCGUAUAAUAUUUGAAAAUCGUUAACUUCUCAAAUUUACAUUUUUUUUAAAGUAGAAUCAUACUUCGUUCUAAUUGUUCUUCUAUCAAUUAAAUUAGUUAUUAUUAUUAUUAUUAGUUUAUAUUCAAGCAUUGAUUUCAUUAGGAUAGAUAGUUUUUUGUUAGUAUGUAUGCAAUAUGUAUGUAUACAAUUCCUUUGUAAACAGCGUCCUUUUAUUACGAUGUCAUUGCUACGUAUCAUAAACUUUUUGGAUAUGUUAAUUGCAUACGCACGUGAAAGCAAUAAAUUUCUAGUAAAUUUGAUUUCCUUUAUGUAAACUUGGAAAGAUAAUUUUAAUUAUGCCAACAAAACGAAAUAUCUAGAAGACAUUUUGUAAAUAUUAAGUCUAUACGUGUGAAACUUGGGAAAUUCCACAGCUUCGUAUAGUCAUAUUGAUAUUUUUAUUAUGUGUGCGUUCUAUAAAAAGGAACCAGAAAAAGAGGGUAGCAUACGUACUAUACUAUUCAAUUUAUAAAUACAGAAAUAAACAUUUUCCUAAUAUA